GUCCACAUCCGGCCGGGCGUGGGGAACCCAGUUGGCCUUGGCCGCCGUCCCGGGCCCGGCCAACCCCAACGACCGUCCCCGAUUUCGAUCUCAUUUCCCCGUGGUCGCCCGGCCCGGACUCCACCAUUUUCACGCACGCCACCCCGCGGCCGCCGCCCCUCGCCGCGCCCACUCAUCUUCGUCAAACCGACGACUGAGCGGCGGCGAGGGCCGGAUCGAACAAUUCGGGGGAAAACAAUCUAGGGAUACACACCCGCAGCGAGAUCGGCAAUGGAGGGAAGCAACCACGGGGGGCAGGGGCAGCCGCCGCACCAGUACCACCAGUACCCGCCGCAUCCGCAGCCGGAGCCCUACCCGUACCCCUACCAGCACCAGCAGUACCCGCCGCUGUCCGCCGCGCCGGCGUCCCCCUACCUCGCUCCCUCGACCUCCUUCCCGGCCUACUCCCCCGCGCCGCAGCAGCAGUUCGCGCACCACUCCGGCCCUCUCCAGCCCUACCCGCCGCCGGCGCCGCACCAGCAGCAGGCGUACCCUCCGCAUCCGCAGCAUGCGUACCCGCCGCACUCGCAGCAGCACGGGUACCCACCGCCGUCUCCCUCGCCGUACGGUUACGACCCCUACCCGGCGUACCCCUCCUACCCGAGCCCGGCGCACCCCUCCUACCCGAGUCCAGAGCCGAGUCCGGCGAUCUCCCCUAGCUCCAGCUUCCACCAUCAGCCCCAUCCCUCGGCCCCCGAAUCACCCGCGGCCUCCGCACUGCACUAUCCCAUCGUCGAUGGGUUCGCCAACAUGCACCUCUCCGGCCGCCAUGACUACACGCCGGCGCCCAUGUCGUCGCCCUCCGUACUACCGCAUUCUGCCUCCUUCUCAAACGGUGGAGGGAUGCAGAUGGUGCCGUACGGUACCGUGGCCGGAGGGUCACAGCAUGGCAGCAUGAGGGCGUCGCUGAAAGUGGUGCUGCUCCAUGGCAGCCUCGACAUUUGGGUGCACGAGGCCAAGAACCUCCCCAACAAGGACAUGUUCUCCAAGAGGGUCAGCGAGCUCCUCUCCGUAGGCGGCAAGUCCAACUCUAAAAUGACAAGCGACCCCUACGUCACCAUCCAGGUCUCCUAUGCCACCGUCGCUCGCACCUACGUCGUUUCCAAUAGCGAGAACCCUGUUUGGGCGCAGAACUUCCAUGUGCCUGUUGGCCAUGAGGCUGCUGAGGUUGAGUUCGUCGUCAAGGACAGCGAUGUCUUCGGAGCUCAGCUCAUGGGAACUGUGGCCAUCCCUGCCGAGAAUCUCCUUUCUGGGGACAGGAUUGAGGGCAUCUACCCUGUGCUAGAGCCCAAUGGCAAGCCGUGCGCUCCUGGUGCUGUAUUACAGCUCUCUAUUCAGUACAUCCCAGUGGCUCGCCUUACAAUGUACCACCAUGGUGUCAUUGCUGGUCCGGACUGCCUUGGAGUGCCCAAUACUUACUUCCCGCUACGCCGUGGCAUGAGGGUGACCCUCUAUCAGGAUGCACAUGUGCCCGAUGGUUCUCUCCCAGAUAUCUGGCUUGAUCAUGGAUUGCGCUACCAACAUGGGCAAUGCUGGCGUGACAUGUACAAUGCCAUAAGCCAGGCACGGCGGUUGAUUUACAUUGUGGGUUGGUCAGUGUUCCACACGAUCGACCUCAUACGGGAUGGAGCUGAGAAGGCACCAUCACUUGGGGACCUGUUGAAGAUGAAGUCGCAGGAAGGCGUUAGGGUAUUGCUUCUUGUAUGGGAUGAUCCAACAUCAAGGAGUAUUCUCGGCUUUAAGAUGGAUGGUUUCAUGGGCACACGAGAUGAGGAAACACGUCGGUUUUUCAAGCACUCUUCAGUUCAAGUAUUGCUUUGCCCAAGAUCUGCUGGGAAGCGUCACAGCUGGGUGAAACAGCAGGAAACAGGAACCAUUUUUACUCAUCAUCAGAAAACAGUUAUUGUGGAUGCUGAUGCCGGCAAUUAUAGGAGAAAAAUAAUUGCUUUUGUCGGAGGUCUUGAUUUGUGCGGUGGGCGCUAUGAUACACCUGGGCAUCCUCUGUUUCAGACUCUUCAAACUUCACACAAGGAGGAUUAUUACAAUCCAAACUUUGCUACAGUUGAUGCCCGUGGCCCAAGGGAACCAUGGCAUGACUUGCAUUCCAGGAUCGAUGGUCCAGCAGCUUAUGAUGUUCUGAAGAACUUUGAGGAGCGUUGGUUGAAGGCAUCCAAACGCCAUGGGAUUAAAAAGUUGGGGAAAUCAAACGAUGAUGCACUUCUCAAGAUUGAAAGAAUACAUGAUAUUGUAAACAUUGAUGAUGCAAUUUAUUUUAGCGACAAUGACCCAGAGACAUGGCAUGUUCAGGUGUUUCGCUCUAUUGACUCAAACUCUGCCAAGGGAUUUCCAAAGGACCCACGAGUAGCAACCAUGAAGAAUCUUGUCUGUGGGAAGAAUGUACUAAUUGAUAUGAGCAUACAUACAGCUUAUGUGAAUGCCAUCAGGGCAGCCCAACACUUUAUUUACAUUGAGAACCAAUACUUCAUCGGUUCUUCAUUUAAUUGGGAUUCAAACAAAGAUAUUGGGGCUAACAAUUUGGUACCAAUUGAAAUUGCUCUCAAAAUUGCAAACAAGAUUAAGGCAAAAGAGAGGUUUUCUGCAUACAUAGUAGUUCCUAUGUGGCCCGAGGGUAAUCCAACUGGUGCUCCUACACAAAGAAUUCUUUACUGGCAGAACAAAACAAUGCAAAUGAUGUAUGAGACAAUAUAUAGGGCCUUGAAAGAAGUAGGUCUGGAUGAUAAAUAUGAGCCUCAGGAUUAUUUGAACUUCUUUUGUCUUGGCAAUCGUGAAAUUGGGGACAGCCCUAGUACUCCAAGUACUGCAAAUAAUCCUCAGGAUCAAGCUAGGAAAAAUAGGAGAUUCAUGGUUUAUGUACAUUCAAAAGGUAUGAUUGUAGAUGAUGAAUAUGUGAUCAUUGGAUCAGCUAAUAUCAACCAGAGGUCGAUGGAAGGGAUCAGAGAUACUGAGAUUGCAAUGGGAGCAUAUCAACCACAGUAUACAUGGGCAAAUAAAAUUUCUGCUCCCCGUGGACAGAUUUAUGGCUACAGAAUGUCCCUCUGGGCUGAGCAUAUUGGAAUUAUCGAGGAAGACUUUAACCAUCCAGAGAGCCUAGAGUGCAUGAGGCGGGUUCGUCAACUCGGGCAACAUAACUGGGAUCAGUUCUUUGCCAAUGAGGUGACUGAGAUGAGAGGCCACCUCCUCAAGUACCCUGUAAGUGUUGACCGUAAAGGCAAGGUGAAACCCUUGCCAGGAUGUGCGACAUUCCCAGACAUGGGCGGAAACAUUUGUGGCUCCUUCACGGCCAUCCAGGAAAACCUCACAAUAUGAAUUCUGCUUAUGCAAGAAUGCAAUUGUUGGCUUCUUGGGUAUUCUGGACAACAGAGAUGCCGAAGUAGCACUUUCUGGUUCCUGAUAACAUAGGUAGGGAGAGAAUUUCGCAAGCCAAUAUGUAGGUAGCAGGCAAGUAGGGCAAGUUGGAAACAAGGAAAAAAAAUUCAAGUCAUUUCUGCCUUUUGGUUGUUCCCGUCUUAACUAAUCAUGUUCCUUUUACAUGUAUUCGGUCCCUGUAUAGGUAAGAUGAUUACAUGCUGGAUCCCUCUGAAGGGAACCUGGCGUUUGUAGCAAGUGACAACCACCAAGAGAAAUAGUAGUAUGUUAUAUGUAAUUUGAUGAAACUAA
This is a messenger RNA of Triticum aestivum (bread wheat), 3717 nucleotides long. Its product is annotated as phospholipase D gamma 1. Gene Ontology annotation, molecular function: D-type glycerophospholipase activity. The record is from RefSeq and is a predicted model, not a curated record. The coding region runs from base 271 to 3366 and encodes 1031 amino acids. The transcript has 11 exons. Lineage: Eukaryota; Viridiplantae; Streptophyta; Magnoliopsida; Poales; Poaceae. Gene Ontology annotation, biological process: phospholipid catabolic process. Gene Ontology annotation, cellular component: plasma membrane.